CUGAAGGAGCUGGCGAUUUUACUUUCUCAUUUUCUUCCUUCCAGAAUGGGUUCUGGGUGGGUUCCCUGGCUGGUGGCUCUGUUAGUGAAUCUAAUCAGGCUUGAUUCCUCCAUGACUCAAGGCAGAGACUCUCCAGAAGAUUUUGUGAUUCAGGCUAAGGCUGACUGUUACUUCACCAAUGGGACAGAAAAGGUGCAGUUUGUGGUCAGAUUCAUCUUUAACCUGGAGGAGUAUGCACGUUUCGACAGCGAUCUGGGAAUAUUUGUGGCAUUGACAGAGCUGGGGAAGCCUGACGCUGAGCGGUGGAACAACCGGCCGGAUAUACUGGAGAGGAGUAGAGCUUCUGUGGAUGCGCUCUGCAGACACAACUACAAGUUGGGUGCACCCUUCACUGUUGCGAGAAAAGUGCAACCAGAGGUGACAGUGUAUCCGGAGACGACCCCAUUCUUGCAGCACCACAAUCUGCUACUCUGCUCUGUGACAGGUUUCUAUCCAGGGGACAUCAAGAUCAAGUGGUUCCGGAAUGGGCUGGAGGAGAGAGCAGGGGUCAUGUCCACUGGCCUUAUCAGGAAUGGAGACUGGACCUUUCAGACAAUGGUGAUGUUGGAAAUGACUCCUGAACUUGGAGAUGUCUACACCUGCCUUGUUGACCAUCCCAGCCUGCUGAGCCCUGUUUCUGUAGAGUGGAGAGCUCAGUCUGAAUAUUCUUGGAGGAAGAUGCUGAGUGGAGUUGCAGCCUUCUUGCUUGGGCUAAUCUUCCUCCUGGUGGGGAUCUUCAUCCACCUCAGGGCUCGGAAAGGUAAUGAGCCUCUGAGAAGUCCCCUGCCACCUGCCUCAUGGCUUCCCCCACUUCCUACUUUUCCUAACAUCUAAAAUGUAGAAGGCUGGGCUACCAGGGAAGAUGUGGAAGGCUGUGCUAUCAGGGAAGGCUGAUUGUACUUUUCAGGGAUACGUGGAAUAGUCUUUUCUGAAGCCAAAAACAUUCUAGGGGGUAAGCGGAGAUGGAGCUCUGAUACUGCAGGUCAUCCCCCAUCCCUCAGGAUAACGACAACAUUUGGUCCUAUUGGGGCAUUCUAUUUCUUUACUCUCCUUCAUUCCAGGAUAUGUGGAAACUCAGUUGUUUGGUGAGGGGGUAACGUCUUCCUCCUUGUGUUUGGGUGGCAGAUCAUUCUCUCAAUCCGAUGGCCAGAGGGAGAUGUCUUGGGGAUAAGACGUAAGCGUGACUCUGGAUGAGUGGCACUGUCUGCUGAGUCCCUGAAUGGGAGGAUGGUGGUCCCUUACGAGACUUUUAUCACUGUCCCUGCAGGUCUCCCACCAAAGACAUACUAAGGUCCUAACUGAAGCUUCUGCACCUGGAGCCUGAAGUAGUACCAAGUGGCGUAGGCCCCAGACUAAGUAAAGGACAUUCAUGAAGUCAAUGUUCUGGAGUGACUCUUUUUCCAGGAGGCCUCAGAGGAGUCCUGAACGUAUUCUAGAGUUUGUGUUCUGAGAUCAUGCAUCUGUCACCCUAUGCCCUUCUUCCUUCUACUUGUCUGUGUCAUUAGUCCCCAUUUGCAAGAACAGUGUCUAGAAAUUCCACAAAGACCUGACUCCUUUCAGCCCUGAACAGUUUACUUUUCUAUGGUCCAGCCAGCAUUGUAAGUAUUUAUUCUGUCUCUCUCUCUUCCAUCUGCAGUUUCCACAGUCUUCAGAAGACAAAUGCUCAGAUAGUCACUGUUUCCUUUUCAUCAUUUUUGAAAAC
Equus quagga is the source of this 1741-nucleotide messenger RNA. RefSeq names its product HLA class II histocompatibility antigen, DO beta chain-like. Gene Ontology annotation, molecular function: MHC class II protein complex binding. The record is from RefSeq and is a predicted model, not a curated record. Gene Ontology annotation, cellular component: membrane; MHC class II protein complex. Gene Ontology annotation, biological process: immunoglobulin production involved in immunoglobulin-mediated immune response; positive regulation of T cell activation; antigen processing and presentation of exogenous peptide antigen via MHC class II. The transcript has 4 exons. Bases 46 to 873 code for a protein of 275 amino acids. NCBI's taxonomy places the organism in Eukaryota, Metazoa, Chordata, Mammalia, Perissodactyla, Equidae.